CUCCUGUCAGGCUUCCAGAGCGCGCAAGGCUGGAGGUCGGAACAUCGCGCGCUGUUUAUGUGUGCGUGCCAGUACGGGAUAACGGCACGGUACGAGACGGACAGACAAAAGAUCGCCGGAGACGCUGAGUUGCAGCGGCCGAUGUAGAGGAUGAAGGCCGGAGAGAAGAAGUUUAAAGUUUGACGGAAGCGAGAGUCCAGCUAAAGCUCGUAUUCUGCCCAGACUGUCCGGAUGCCAAUGGAAAACUUUACCUGGGUGAACACGCCACUUGAGACAGAAUGCUGACGGGACACAUGAACCGGCCUGUGGCGUGAACUUGUUAUUUGACAUGAGUAUCAUCCAAGCUCUUUAAAACGACUUGGUGUUGAUUUGUUUCUUUAAAUUUUCAACUCUAACGGAUUGUUAUUAUAUGGGAAAGGGAGAGUAAAGUGAUGAACCGGGACAGAGCGGAUGGGGUCCAGACCGUGAUAAGCCGGGAGAGAGCUGCGGCGGGGCCAGUGACGGACGCCGUGCCACCCGUCAUGAGUCGGGACAGAGCGCUACCGGCGCCCAGCGGCGGGGACGGCGUCCAAACUGUGGUGAGCCCGGACAGCGGUGACUUGUUAGACGGAGCCGCCGCAGGGGAGAAGCGGCUCUUCUCCAGCGCGACCGCCGGCGGCAGAGAUGCUCAGGCCACGGAGAACCACUCGGAAGCUCCACCGACGAAUCCGGUGUUGGCCCCGCCACAGCAGGGCCCCAUCGGGCACCGGACAACUUCUUUCUCCGUGCUGGACAUCCUGGACCCCAACAAGUUCACGAGCAACCGGCGACACCAGCUGCAACAGCAGCACGUGAGCCACCGCGGCGAGCUCGAGCAGAGCGUGUACGGAGCGGAGAACCGGAGAGGAGGAGUCGGGGAGCGCGAGCCCAGCCUCGAGGCCAGCAAGGGCUACGGUGCAGACGAAUAUCAGAGCAAGGAGGGCUUUAUAUACAGAAGUCCGGAUGAGGAAGACUUCCACAGAUCUGGGACCCCGGACUCAGAGGCUGCAGACGGGCCCUACAGCAGUGAGGAGAGCAGCUCGGCUCUUCCCAGUAAUGGAGACAGAGAACUAGGCCAGCACAGCCACCAGGAUCCCAGCAGAGACACAAAGACCCCUAACGGAGGCCCCACAAGCCAGAUCACCAGUCCCCAAACCAAUGGGGGCCAAGGGGCCAAGCCCAAGAGGAAACGCUCUGGCUCAGACUCCAAGUCGGGGAAGCCCCGCAGAGCCCGGACUGCCUUCACCUACGAGCAACUGGUGGCGCUGGAGAACAAGUUCAAGUCCACACGCUACCUGUCAGUGUGUGAGCGCCUCAACCUGGCCCUGUCCCUCUCCCUCACUGAGACCCAAGUUAAGAUCUGGUUCCAGAACCGGCGAACCAAAUGGAAGAAGCAGAACCCUGGAGCCGACACCUCGGCCCCCACGGGAGGAGCGGGAGGAGCGGGAGGCACAGGGGGAGGAGCGGGAGGAGGCUUGGGAAGCCUCAGCCCUCUGAGCCAAUCCCCUCCAGUCAGUGGGCAUCUGGCCAUGCACACAGGCUACGCCGGCCACCAUCACCCCCCUGCUGGGAGCCUUGUCCAGCUGCCUUUCCUCACCGCCAGCCACGUCCUGUCUCCCUUCAUGCUGGGGACACAGAGUUAUGCUGCACCUGCGUUCUACAGCACACACCUGUAGAUACACUCUCACACCUCUAGAUACACAAACACAGAAAUCCUGACUGAAAUGUCCCAGUAUGAACUGCAGCACAGCGUUCAGCUCCGCCCCCUUUUUUACUACCGUUUAAAGGCUUUAAUUUUAUUUUGAUAGAAUGUUAAUAUCUUGCAGAACUGUACAUAAAUCUAUGUUCUAGCUCUGAAUGCUGUUUUAAACACUGUAAUAGACAAAUAGUUGAUCUCAUUGUUUUCUUUUCUAAAGUCUGUAAAAAUAUUGAAUGUUUAUUUAAGACUUGAGAAUGGCUUGAUCUAUCGUCAGUACCAUGUAACUCCAGCUGUGAUCGUUUUCAUUUCUUUUAUUUAUUGAGGUGGUUAACAGUUUCCAUAAAAUCCUUGGAUGUACUGAGUCCUCAGCUCAACAUGGUAUUGUCCUUUGAUAUUAAAAUGAUGACAA
Neolamprologus brichardi is the source of this 2126-nucleotide messenger RNA. RefSeq names its product NK1 homeobox 2b (gene nkx1-2b). Gene Ontology annotation, cellular component: nucleus. Gene Ontology annotation, biological process: cell differentiation; regulation of transcription by RNA polymerase II. The record is from RefSeq and is a predicted model, not a curated record. Lineage: Eukaryota; Metazoa; Chordata; Actinopteri; Cichliformes; Cichlidae. Gene Ontology annotation, molecular function: RNA polymerase II cis-regulatory region sequence-specific DNA binding; DNA-binding transcription factor activity, RNA polymerase II-specific.